UGUAUAUAUUAGAUCAGUGGUUAUAUCCCAAUGAGUUCACAAUUCAGUUCUUCAGAUGGCGGUAAUGUACUUCGUUUGCAAAUAAAAAAACACAGAAGAAGAAGAACCCACGGAAGACGUUUAGCCAACGGUCAGCGGGUGUGACGUUUGAGGCUGAGAGGGCCCUAAACCAUGUACACAGAGUUGGCACUGGCGUUGGGACUUGGAGCGGUGGUAGCUCUGGUAGCUGUGAUAUUCCAGAAGAAAUCAAAGAUUGUCCUGGAAGCACAAGAUGGGUGGUGGGGUGUGGGAGCUUGUCCCCAAGAACCCGAGGAUGACAGUAUCCGCCCUUUCAAAGUUGAGACAACUUCUGGAGAGAUUGAGGAUCUAAACCUCAGGCUAGAUCAGACACGCUCCUUUCCUUCUCUUGAAGACAGUCAGUUUAACUAUGGCUUCAACUCCAAAUACCUUGAGAAGGUUGUGUCUUAUUGGAGGAAUGAUUUCAGCUGGAGGAAACAAGUGGAUAAACUAAACAAAUACCCUCAUUUCAAAACCAAAAUCGAAGGUAUUGAUAUUCACUAUGUUCACGUGAAACCAAAGAGGCUGGCUGAGGGAACCCGUGCUGUGCCUCUGAUGAUGGUACAUGGAUGGCCAGGCUCCUUCUAUGAGUUUUAUGGCAUCAUCCCCCUGCUUACGGAGCCAUCCAGUCCUGAUGACAUUACCUUCGAAAUCAUUUGUCCCUCAAUACCUGGUUAUGGUUUUUCAGAGGCCCCGCAUAAAAAAGGUUUUGACGGUCUAUGUGCAGCACACAUAUUCAAUAAACUGAUGAAGAGGCUUGGUUUCGACCAGUACUAUGUUCAGGGAGGAGACUGGGGCUCACUUAUUACCACUAAUAUGGCCCAGCUGGAGCCCAAUGCUGUGAAAGGCCUCCACGUUAACUUCGCUCCUCCAGGAAAAGGAGCCCUUCUCAUGAUAAUGUCCUUACUUUUUGGUCGCCGAUUUCCCAAACUAUUUGGCUUCACCGAGUAUGAUGUGAAACAACUUUUCCCCAUCAUGGAAAAGCUUGUAGUAGACUCAAUAAGGGAGACUGGAUACAUGCACAUACAGGCCACUAAACCUGACACUGCAGGCCGUGCAUUGAACGACUCUCCCGUUGGUUUGGCUGCCUACAUUUUGGAGAAAUUUUCAACCUGGACUGAUAAUGAAUUCAAGAACCUUGAGGAUGGUGGACUGGAGAGGAAGUUUUCUCUUGACGAUCUUCUGACGAAUGUGAUGAUCUACUGGACCUCUAGGUCCAUUAUAUCCUCCAUGCGUUUCUACAAGGAGAACUUCAGCAAAGGCAUGAAUCAGCUCCAUGCAAAGCUUCCAGUUUACGUUCCAACAGGUGUGGCCUGUUUCCCCAAUGAGCUGAAGCACUCCCCUAAAUCAUGGGUGGAACAGAAAUAUUAUAAGCUCAAGACUUACACACAGAUGGCUCGCGGGGGGCAUUUUGCUGCUAUGGAGGAGCCGCAGUUACUGGCAGAGGAUGUUCAGAACUUUGUCAAGAUUGUGGAAAAGAGCAAGAAGAAAUAAAAAGUUCUCUGUCCUUUUAUUCAUAUUCAUGGGCUAAGGGAACUCUCUGUGAAUACAUCUAAACAUAGAUGACCAUGAUGUAAAAAAACAACCCUUGGAGCACAACCAAUGGCUAAAACUAUUAUAAACAAAUUUAUUAUAUUAAUUUUGGGGUAAUAGCAUGGUUUAAUCCUAGGAAUAUAUUAACACAAUAUUUUAUUUGUACUAUGUGCCUUUUGAUUAAUUGUAAUUUUAAAUGAUUACAUAAUGACAGGAGCUUGCUUUUUUCAUAUUUCACUGAUUUUUUUCACUGAGUUGCUGAAGUGUUCUGACCAUUUUUGAAUGGGACCACUGGAACCAAUUUAAUGCUGGUGUUAAACUGUAUGAAAUGAUAGUCAAUCCUUUAAUAAAGCAUUUUUUUUAAGUA
Messenger RNA from Carassius gibelio (silver crucian carp), 1957 nucleotides. RefSeq names its product epoxide hydrolase 1. The coding region runs from base 172 to 1551 and encodes 459 amino acids. The record is from RefSeq and is a predicted model, not a curated record. Gene Ontology annotation, molecular function: epoxide hydrolase activity. NCBI's taxonomy places the organism in Eukaryota, Metazoa, Chordata, Actinopteri, Cypriniformes, Cyprinidae. Gene Ontology annotation, biological process: epoxide metabolic process. The transcript has 9 exons.